Pipra filicauda (Wire-tailed manakin) is the source of this 1308-nucleotide messenger RNA. RefSeq names its product major facilitator superfamily domain containing 5 (gene SLC61A1). The transcript has a single exon. Gene Ontology annotation, molecular function: molybdate ion transmembrane transporter activity. The record is from RefSeq and is a predicted model, not a curated record. Gene Ontology annotation, cellular component: membrane. NCBI's taxonomy places the organism in Eukaryota, Metazoa, Chordata, Aves, Passeriformes, Pipridae. Bases 1 to 1308 code for a protein of 435 amino acids. Gene Ontology annotation, biological process: molybdate ion transport.
AUGCUCCUGCUGCCCCUCAGUGCCCUCCUGCUCCUCCUGCUGCUGCUGCUGCUCCUGGAGUUCCCUCCCCGGAGCCCCCCCAGCUCCAACCCGGCAUUCCAGGAAUUCCAGCGGCGCUUCCACCUGGGAUUCCUGCCUGCCCUGGCAGCUGAUUGGCUGCAGGGGCCUCACCUGUUCCAGGUGUUCCGCAGCCGGGGCUUCCUGCAGACGCAGAUCGCCGCCCUCUACUCACUGGGAUUCGCCUCCAACUUGGUGUUCGGGCUCUUCUCCCACUUUUUUGUGGACCGGCUUGGCAGGAGAAGGUCCUGUGUGCUGUUCUCGGUGCUCUGCUCCCUGUCCUGCCUCCUGCAGCUCUCCCGGGAUUUCCCAGCACUGGCAGCGGGGCGGCUUUUGGGGGGCGUCGGCACCUCCCUGCUCUUCACCUCCUUCGAGUCCUGGUACGUCCACGAGCACCUGGAGCGCCACGAUUUCCCCCGGGAGUGGAUCCCAGACACCUUCUCCCGCGUGGCCCUUUGGAACGGGGUCGUGGCUGUGGCCGCGGGGGCUGUGGCUGAGCUGCUGGUGCUGGGGGGGGGCCCCGUGACCCCUUUUGUGGCAGCUGUGCCCUUCCUGGCCUUUUCUGGGAUUUUUGCCGUGAAAAACUGGGAUGAGAAUUAUGGAAAACGCAGCUCCUGCCCCAAGGCGUGUGGGGAGGGGCUGCGGGGGCUGCGGAACCCCCCCGGGGCACUGCUGGGGGUGGUGCAGGCACUGGUGGAGGGCAUCAUCCUCAUCUUCAUCUUCCUCUGGACGCCCGUGCUGGAGCCGCUGGGGAUCCCACUGGGAAUCGCCUUCUCAGGAUUUAUGGCAGCAAGUGCUGUGGGAUCAUCCCUGUUCCGCCAGGGGGUCGUGGGGGGGCUCCGGCUGCAGCCCCUGCACCUCCUGACGGGGUCCGUCACGCUCCUGGGGGUCUCUCUCCUCCUCCUUGCCCUCCCCGUGCCCCCGCCCGGCGCCUUCCUGGUGUUCCUGCUGCUGGAAUUCUCCUGUGGGAUUUACUUCCCAGCCAUGGGGUUCCUGCGGCGCCGGCUGGAGCACGGGGGGGCCGCGGGGGGGUCGCGUUGGCUGCGAGUGCCCCUGGGGCUGGGGGUGGCCCUGGCACUGCCGGCGCUGCCCCCCGGGGAGGGGGGGGCACAGGGCGUGUUCGGGGGGGCGGCGCUGGCGGCGCUGGUGGCACUGGUGGCAGCUGGGGGGGUCCUGGCAGUGGCCCGGGGGGACCCGCGCCUGAGGGUGGGGGGGGAGGAAGGGGAGGGCGAGGUGGACACUGGGAUGUGA